AAACGAUAGCCUACAUUAGGCUGUGUUGGAUGGUGGAAGUCCUCCGCUAGACCAAUGGCGAUCGAAUGAAGAGAGGGAGCGUGUGCGCUUACACCGACACCUGUCAAAUUGCAGUUAUUCAAUUCCAUCUUGAAAGGACCAAACCGACAGACUGACACUGAAGCGAUUACGGUAGCCUCCAACGGGACGGACUCUCUGGUAAACGACCUUUUGCAGUGGAAUAGCGGAUUAACUCUUCUACCAUGAGCUCAGUGGCUGUGUUGACUCCGGAGAGCUUCGCUGAGCACCGCAGCGGGCUCAAGGACCAGGAGAUGACCGGUGGUGUACCAGAGGAUGAGGCCUACAUCCCCACCUACCUGGAGGCCUUCCCUCCCCUGCCAGAGAAAGGGGCCCCUGGGGACAAGGCUGGGGAGCCGGCAGGAGCCUGGAGCAGCAAGAUCAGGCCCAUCAAAGCCUCAGUCAUCACCCAGGUGUUCCACGUGCCCCUGGAGGAGCGGCGCUACAAGGAUAACAGCCAGUUUGGGGAGGGCGAGGAGGCCAAGGUGUGUCUGGACAUCAUGCAGAGGACCGGGGCUCACAUCGAGCUGUCUCUGUCCAAGGACCAGGGGCUCUCCAUCAUGGUGACCGGAAAACUGGACUCGGUCAUGAAGGCCCGCAAGGAAAUUGUGGCACGGCUACAGACACAGGCUUCUGCGUCGGUGGCCAUCCCCAAGGAGCAUCACCGCUUCGUCAUCGGCAAGAGCGGCGAGAAGCUGCAGGAGCUGGAGCUGAGGACCGCCACCAAGAUCGGCGUCCCGCGGCCGGACGACGUCAGCGCCAACAUCCGCAUCACGGGCACCAAGGAGGGCAUCGAGAAGGCCCGCCACGAGAUCCUGCUCAUCUCAGCCGAGCAGGACAAACGAGCGGUGGAGCGUCUCUCCCUGGAGAAGGCCUUCCACCCCUUCAUCGCCGGCGCCCACAACCGCCUGGUGCAGGAGCUGAGCCAGGAGACCGGCGCCCGGAUCAGCAUCCCCCCUCCCAGCCUGCACAAGGACGAGAUAGUCAUCACCGGAGAGAAGGAGGCCGUGGCUCUCGCCAUCGCCCGCAUCCGUGCCGUCUACGAUGACAAGAAGAGGAAAACCACCACCAUCUCAGUGGAGGUGAAGAAGUCGCAGCACAAGUACAUCGUGGGGCCCAAGGGCAACACCCUGCACGAGAUCAUGGAGGCCACGGGCGUUUCAGUGGAGAUGCCUCCCCUGGACUCUGGCUCUGAGACCAUCAUCCUGAGGGGGGAGCCUGACAAGCUUGGCCCCGCCCUGACGCAAGUCUAUGCCAAGGCCAAGAGCGUGAUGGUGGUGGAGGUGACAGCCCCCGCGUGGCUCCAUCGCUUCAUCAUCGGCAAGAAAGGACUGAACAUCGGCCGCAUCACACAGCAGCUACCCAGGGUUCAUAUUGAGUUUACGGACGGCGAGGAGAGGAUCAGUCUGGAGGGGCCUACAGAGGAGGUGGAGCAGGCCCAGACCCAGAUCCAGGACAUCAUCAACGACCUGAUGGUGAGGAUGGACUACACUGAGGUAAACAUCAAACAGCGCUUCCAUAGACACCUGAUUGGGAAGAACGGGUCAAAUAUAAACCGGAUCAAGGAGCAGUACAAGGUGUCGGUUCGAAUCCCCCAGGACACUGACAGGAGCGGACUGGUCCGCAUCGAGGGGGACCCCAAGGGGGUGCAGCUGGCCCGCAGGGAGCUGAUCGAGAUGGUUCAGAGGAUGGAAAACGAGCGCACCAAAGAUCUGAUCGUGGAGCAGAAGUUCCACCGUACCAUCAUCGGCCAGAAGGGGGAGAAGAUCAAGGAAGUUCGAGACAAGUUCCCUGAGGUCAUCAUCAACUUCCCCGACCCGGCCCAGAAGAGCGACAUCGUGCAGCUUCGAGGGCCCAAGAACGAGGUGGAGAAAUGCACCAAGUUUCUCCAGAAGCUCAUCGCCGACCUGAUAGAGAACAGCUACUCUCUCUCGGUGCCCAUCUUCAAACAGUUCCACAAAAACAUAAUCGGCAAAGGAGGCACCAACAUCAAAAAGAUCCGCGAGGAGACCAACACCAAGAUUGACCUUCCCACAGAGAACAGUAACUCUGAGAUGAUCGUCAUCACAGGCAGGAAGGUCCACUGUGAGGCAGCCAGGGACAGGAUCCUGGCCAUCCAGAGAGAACUGGCCAACAUCAGAGAGAUGGAGGUGACCAUUCCCGCCAAGCUCCACAACUCUCUGAUUGGCUCCAAGGGCUGCCUGGUGCGCUCCGUCAUGGAGGAGUGCGGGGGGGUCCACAUCCACUUCCCCUCUGAGGGCUCGGGCUCCGACAGGGUCACCAUCCGGGGGCCCGCCGGGGAGGUGGAGCGAGCAAAGAGACAGCUGCUCCAGCUGGCUGAGGAGAAGCAAGUCAACAACUUCACCACAGAGCUGCUGGCCAAGCCUGAGUACCACAAGUUCCUGAUUGGUCGGGGCGGGGCCAACAUCCGGCGGGUGCGGGACCGCACUGGCGCCCGCAUCAUCUUCCCCUCGCCCGACGACUCGGAGCAGGAGCUCAUCACCAUCGUGGGGCGAGAGGAGGCCGUACGACUCGCACAGAAAGAACUGGAGACGCUGGUCAAAAACCUGGAUGACGUGGUGGAGGACAGCAUGGUGGUGGAGGCGCGUCACCACCGUCACUUCGUGUGCAGGCGGGGCCAGGUGCUGCGGGAGCUGGCCGAGGAGUACGGCGGCGUGGCCGUCAGCUUCCCCCGCACCGGCACGCACAGCGAGCGCGUCACCCUGAAGGGGGCCAAGGACUGUGUGGAGGCGGCCAAGAGGCGCAUCCAGGAGAUCAUAGAGGACCUGGAGGCCCAGGUGAGUGUGGAUGUAGCAGUGCCCCAGAGGUACCACAGGGCCAUCAUGGGUCCUAAAGGCUGCCGGAUCCAGCAGAUCACCAGGGAACACGAGGUCCAGAUCAAGUUCCCAGAGAGGGACGACAGCACAGGUCAGGAGCCCCCGCCCCAGGAGAACGGCGACGCCAGCCCGGAGGCGGAGUUUGUCCCCCGCAAGUGUGACAUCAUCGUCAUCUCUGGGAGGGCGGAGAAGUGUGAUCUGGCCAAGGCAGACCUGAUGGCCCUGGUCCCGGUCACAGUGGACGUGGAGGCGUCGUACGACCUCCACCGCUACAUCAUCGGCCAGAAGGGCAUCGGCAUCCGCAAGAUGAUGGAGGAGUACGAGGUGAACAUAUGGGUGCCCCAGCCAGAGCAGCAGUGGGAUGUGAUCAAGGUGACGGGGCAGGACGCCAACGUGGAGAGAGCCAGGCUGGGCCUGCUGGAGAGGGUGAAGGAGCUGCAGGCUGAGCAGGAGGACAGGGCUCUGAGGAGCUUCAAGGUGAUCAUCUCGGUAGAUCCCAAGUUCCACCCCAAGAUCAUCGGCCGCAAAGGAGCCGUCGUCUCCCAGAUCCGCAAAGACCACGACGUCAACAUCCAGUUCCCCGACAAAGGGGACGAACAACAGGACGUGAUCGUGAUCUCGGGGUACGAGCGCAACGCCGAGGAGGCGCGCGCCUCCAUCCAGCAGCUGGUGGCGGAGCUGCAGGAGAUGGUGAGCCAGGACGUACGCCUGGACCCCCGCACGCACGCGCGCAUCAUCGGGGCCCGCGGCAAGGCCAUCCGCAAGCUCAUGGAGGAGUUCAAGGUAGAUAUCCGUUUCCCCCAGCCGGGUUCGGACGAGCCGGACAAAGUGACGGUCACAGGCCUGCCAGAGACGGUGGACAACGCCGUAGACCACCUGCUGAACCUGGAGGAGGAAUACAUGCUGAGUGUGACGGAGACGGAGACCAUGGCCGCCUACAUGAAGCCGCCGUCUCGCUACGGCGGGGCGGGGGGCGGCGGCGCGGAUGACAACGGUGGGGGGCCGGCCAAAGGCUUCGUGGUGCGGGACGCCCCCUGGAAUGUUCCUGGCAACAAGGCUCCUGACAUGAGCAGCGCUGAGGACUUCCCCACCUUCGGGGCCGGCGUGGCCCCUAAACAGACGUCCGCCUGGGGCCCCAAGAAGUUCUGAGGUGCAGCGGGCUGAAAAGGGAGGAGGGAGAAGGGAAAAAACGGAAACACGUUUUUGCUGCUCACUUUCCUCAUACUUUCUUCUCUUUACUCCCCCCCCCCCCCCCUCCCCUCCCCAUGAACAGAUCGGACCUGUCUCUCUCUCCCUCGACCCUCCUUUAUUUCUCAGAGAAAAAAAAAAAAUAUUUCUGCCUGAAUCUCUCCUACUCGGCCUCACCUCUCCUCUGCUGGCGUCUCUGAAGCAUUUUGAAGGACUCCUUUUUCCAGGCCGUUUCUCCUCUCCCUCAGUGGAACACCACGACAUGGCAGGCACAUUUUUCUGAACCAACUCAACCCAGCAAGUACAGUGGUGGUGCGACCAAGGAUACCAGCAUGUGUCAACAGCCAUUUUCUUAAAAAAAGAGGAAAUCAGCAUUUUGAUUUGAGAGCAGGACCAUCCAAGCAUUGCCUUGGAUUUUUAAGCUGAAAUGUUUUUAAUGAUAUUCUUUUUGUUACGGAUUUCACUGGUGUUUUAAUGUUAGCUGAUUCAAGCACAUGUAGCUUAUUCAUCAGGUGAAGAAUAGAGGGCGAUAGAGGGUAGGGGCAAUGACUCAACGUAAACCUAAACAAUACAAAAGGGUGGUUCUCGUUCCCACUGUAUUUAUUACUGAGCUAAAAUAGCUUCUAGUUAGAUUUUUGUUUUGUUUCUCCUGACGAGUCUCAAGAUGUUAACGUCGGCCUGUUGGAAGGUUGUCACGUCUGUUAUUUAACUGUUUGUAACUUUUUGUUUUGACUUCUGUGAUCUCACGUUUUAAAAAGCAACUUAGCUUGAUGCUUAGAGGAACGACUGUGAGGGUUGAUCAGUUGUCAUGUUGAAACGUACAAGGAACUUUUCUUGCUAUUUAUUUAUUUAUUUAUUUAUAUGUUAUGUUACCCCUCAAUUCAUUUUAAUGACUGUUAGUUAGGAAAGUGCUCAUCUCAAUGCAGUUGGACCAAUUAAUUUAUUUCCCUGCUGGCUUUUAACUACCCCCCCCCCCUACUACAAUCAAAAUAUGACAGAUUGUCAAAUGCAACUUAGCAAAACUUUUUCUAAUUCCUGCAAGGCACACGUGUCUGUGCUUUCGUUGCACAAACGGCAUCUUACCCAUUUCUCUGUUCCAGAACGGUCCUGAGUACCUACUGCAGAACAUUUAGUACAUCUAGAACAUCUGCUCAAGUCCCAACCAGCAGAACCACAACCAGAGUCCAACCUUUUCAAACUUCCAUGUGCCUGUUGUCGUUAGUGUACAAGGAAAAAAAAGCCCAGAUUUGGUCCUGUGGAGAAACUCCAGCCCAUAAUGUCAUGACUGUGUACUGUAGGUUAGGACUGCUGAUUGGACCAGUCUGUAGAUUUGUCGUUCCCUUCAACAGGCGGACAAAACAGACUAUGCAACCGGACAGAAUUUGCUACAGUAGAGAGCUGUUUAAGAUGUUUAUGGAACUAUUAUGGAUGAACAAUUUUAAGCUCUGUGGAGGGGGGAGGGAGUUUAUUUUUAAAACUUUCUUGGAACGAUCAUCUCUCCAUGUUUGACCUUUGAACUCUUGUCCCCUCUGUCACGGGACAGCUAAAUGAGACGCUGUACAUUGACGUUACUGAUGUGUGUGUGUGUACGUGUGUAUGUGUGUCUGUCACAAAAAUGAAAAGGCAGUUUGUGCUCAUGUGAGCCACCGGUUUUUGAAAGAACACACUAUUGGCCUUAAAGAAGUAAUGACUAUAAAUCAUUUUGAAAAGGUGUGAUUGAGUAAUUAUGCAACACUGCAAUAAUAUGUCAGUGACUGGAUUUUUCCUACUCCAAAUAAAACAUCAGAAAAGGAACCAA
Messenger RNA from Osmerus eperlanus (European smelt), 5880 nucleotides. It is a transcript of the gene hdlbpb, whose product is annotated as high density lipoprotein binding protein b. Gene Ontology annotation, cellular component: nucleus; cytoplasm. The coding region runs from base 243 to 4043 and encodes 1266 amino acids. Gene Ontology annotation, molecular function: mRNA binding. The transcript is spliced from 29 exons. The record is from RefSeq and is a predicted model, not a curated record. NCBI's taxonomy places the organism in Eukaryota, Metazoa, Chordata, Actinopteri, Osmeriformes, Osmeridae.